CACUGCUCUUUCCCGCAAAACUGCGAACGUGGCCCCUAGUGGUGACGCGGUUUAUAAGAAGGUGCUUUUACUCAGACGCCCUUAGCGAGUGCAGGAUCAUGGGCACCACAGCUGGCAGAACGCAAAAAAUUAUGGGGCCACUUCUUACUGCCCUGGUCGCAUUCGCUCUUCAGGAGGUGGCACUCGGUCGAGUGAGCGUCAGCAUUAGCCAAAGGCCCAACGAGGAACAAUGGCCCAGAGUACUCGUACCUGGAGGUCAUGGCUCUGGUGCCCUUACUGGCUUGACUAUAGGACUUCCGGGUAUGACUGGCGGUUCAGGUCUGGGUGUCUCUCUUGGAGGAGAGUCGGGUACCUGGGGCGGUUCAAGUUAUGGCGGCGGUAGUGGAGCAUCGCUGGGUGCUUCGGGUGGCUCAGAAGGCUUUGGUGGAUCUCUUGGGGCAACGGCGGGUUCUGCGAGUAUCUCAGGCCACGGUGCCUCUGCUGGAUUAGGGUCGACCUGGGGCAGCUCAGGCCACAGUGGCUCUGCUGGAGCAGGAUUGGGUACCUCAGGAAGCUCAAGCUUCGGUGGAUCUGCAACUGGAGCUUUGGGAUCUUCGAGUGGCUUGACUCAUGGCUCUGGUGCCCUUAGUGGCUUGACUAUAGGACAUCCGGUUAUGACUGGUGGUUCAGGCUUUGAUGUAUCUCUUGGGGGAACUGCGGGUUCUUCCAGCAGCUCAGGCCACGGUUCCUCUGCUGGAGUAGGGUCGAGUACCUGGGGCAGCUCAGCACACGGUGGCUCUGCUGAAGCUGGAUUGGGUACCUCAGGAAGCUCAAGUUAUGGCUCCGGUGGCUUCGACGGUGCUGGCGGAAUUGGAGGAUCAGUGUCCGGUACCUUGACUGGUUCAGGCUAUGGCACCGGGGGCUCUGGCGGCACUAGCACAUCAGGGUUGGCUUCCUUGAGUGGUGCAGGCUACGGUGGCUCUUCCGCAGGGCCCACAGGUUCUCCCGGCAGCACAGGUUAUGGCGCUGGUGGCUACGGCAAUGCGAGCAUCACUGGCGGAUCAGUGUCGGCCACAUCGGGUGCUUCAGGUUCCGGAUACGGUUCCAUCAGCGGCAGUGGGAGCACCACCGGUAGUGGAACACUCCCGGGCAUGACUGGCACUUCAAGCUACGGUGGAGGAGCCUCGGGAUCUACGAGUAGCUCCGGCUACGGUGGCUCUUCUGGAGGAGCCACAGGUUCUUCCAGCACCACAGGUUAUGGCGCUGGUGGGUACGGCAGUUCGGGCAUCACUGGCGGAUCAUGGGCGGGUACACCGGGUGCUUCAGGCAACGGUGGAGGAGUCUCGGGGUCUUCAGGUAGCACCGGCUACGGUAGCUCUGCUGGAGGAGCCACAGGUUCUUCCAGCACCACCGGUUAUGGCGGUGGUGGCUUUGGCGGGGCGAGCAUCACUGGCGGAUCAUCGUCGGGCACAUCGGGUGGUUCAGGUUCCGGAUACGGUACCAUCAGCGGUGGUUCGAGCACAAGCGGUAGUGGAAGACUCCCGGGCAUGAGUGGCACUUCGAGCUACGGUGGAGGAGCCUCAGGAUCUUCGGGUAGCGCCGGCUACGGUGGCUCUGCCGGAGAAGCCACAGGUUCUUCCAGCACCAGCGGUUAUGGCGGUGGUGGCUUUGGCGGGGCGAGCAUCACUGGCGGAUCAUCGUCGGGCACAUCGGGUGGUUCAGGUUCCGGAUACGGCUCCAUCAGCGGCAGUUCGAGCACUGGCAGUAGUGGAAGACUCCCGGGCCUGAGUGGCACUUCGAGUGGGUCUUCGGGCUUCGUUAUCUCCGGUGGGCAUAGUGGAAGUCUGCCUGGUGCCUCAGGUUCUGGCUACGGUGGAGGAGCCUCGGGAUCUGCGAGUAGCUCCGGCUACGGUGGUUCGGCCGGAGGAGCCACAGGUUCUUCGAGCACCGCAGGUUAUGGCGCUGGUGGCCACAGUGGUGCGGGCGGCGCUGGCGGGUCACUGUCGGGUACACUGGGUGGUUCAGGCUAUGGCUCCGGGGGCAUUGGCGUUGCUGGUGGCGCUGGUGGCGCUGGUGUAACAGGGGCGGGAGCCUCAGGUGGUGCAAGUUUUGGCGGCAUUAGCAUCGGAGGCAGUACAGGCGGUGAAGGAACAUGGGGAUCGAGUGGAUCAGUUGGUUUAGGGGGCGGCGACCUCGGAGGUGGAGCUGAAGCAGGGUUCGGAGGCAGUAGUGGAGGAGGAUAUUCAGGCGUCGGCGGCGGUUCGCAAGGUGGCUGGAACGUAUCACGACCGGCUUGGAAUGGGACUUUGGGGUCUCUAUUUAAACGCAAGUGCCACAUUCCAGGCGAGGUAUUCUGGCGUAGCUCGAGCAACUGCGGCGAGUGCAGGUGCAGCGAAUACUUGGCGGGAAGGCGGCCCUCGGGAACACCCCGGGUGUGUCGGACGGACCUCGUAGCCAAGUGUUGGUGCAGGAGGUACACCUGCCGCGCAAGCAACGGCAGGUGUGUUCUCAGAAGGAACUGCAAGAAAGCCCUACAAGAGUAGUCGGCAGGAACUCCGCUCUUUGCCAUGACGCAAUAAAGGUUCGCUGAACAACUUGCACACGAAA
Dermacentor andersoni is the source of this 2586-nucleotide messenger RNA. RefSeq lists its product as uncharacterized. The record is from RefSeq and is a predicted model, not a curated record. NCBI's taxonomy places the organism in Eukaryota, Metazoa, Arthropoda, Arachnida, Ixodida, Ixodidae.